Molecule: messenger RNA, 942 nt
Organism: Nannospalax galili (Upper Galilee mountains blind mole rat)
Lineage: Eukaryota; Metazoa; Chordata; Mammalia; Rodentia; Spalacidae
Product: olfactory receptor 8K3-like
Exons: 1
Coding region: 1-942 (313 amino acids)
Biological process (GO): sensory perception of smell; G protein-coupled receptor signaling pathway
Cellular component (GO): membrane
Molecular function (GO): olfactory receptor activity; G protein-coupled receptor activity; odorant binding
Source: RefSeq, a predicted model, not a curated record
AUGGAAAAACACAACCUCACAGUGGUGACAGAAUUCAUCCUGAUGGGCAUCACUGACCGUCCUGAGCUGCAGGCCCCAUUAUUUGGGCUGUUCCUCAUCAUCUAUUUGAUCUCAGGGGUGGGCAACUUAGGAAUGAUCAUUCUCACUAAUGUGGACUCCAGGCUCCAAUCACCAAUGUACUUUUUUCUCAGACACCUAGCUAUAACCGACCUAGGUUACUCUACAGCUGUAGGACCCAAAAUGUUAGUAAAUUUUGUUGUAGAUCAAAAUGUAAUAUCUUUUUAUCUGUGUGCUACACAGCUAGCUUUCUUUCUUCUGUUUAUUGCUUGUGAACUUUUUAUUCUGUCUGCAAUGUCCUAUGACCGCUAUGUGGCCAUCUGUAACCCUCUGCUCUACACUGUCAUCAUGUCACAAAGGGUAUGCUGGGUACUAGUGGCAAUAUCUUAUCUUUACUGCACAUUUGUGUCUCUUCUACUUACUAUAAAGAUUUUCACGUUGUCCUUCUGUGGCUACAAUGUCAUCAGUCACUUCUACUGUGACAGUCUCCCUUUGUUAAUGUUGGUCUGCUCAAAUACUCAGGAAAUUGAAGUGAUAAUGUUAGUCUUUGCAGCUUUUAAUUUGAUGUCCUCUCUCCUGGUUGUUCUUGUGUCCUACAUGCUCAUCCUCAUAGCCAUUCUCAGGAUGAACUCUGCUGAGGGAAGGCGCAAGGCUUUCUCCACCUGUGGGUCCCACCUCACAGUGGUCACAAUCUUCUAUGGGACUUUGAUAUUUAUGUAUGUGCAGCCGAAAUCCAGUCACUCCUUUGACACUGAGAAAGUGGCUUCCAUCUUUUAUACUCUGAUUAUCCCCAUGUUGAAUCCCUUGAUUUAUAGUCUGAGGAACAAAGAUGUAAAAUAUGCCCUUCAGAAGACAAGGGAAAAAAUAAGCGGUGUCUUCUCUUGA